Messenger RNA from Chelonus insularis, 2390 nucleotides. RefSeq lists its product as uncharacterized. NCBI's taxonomy places the organism in Eukaryota, Metazoa, Arthropoda, Insecta, Hymenoptera, Braconidae. The transcript has 5 exons. Gene Ontology annotation, molecular function: oxidoreductase activity. The record is from RefSeq and is a predicted model, not a curated record. Bases 933 to 1982 code for a protein of 349 amino acids.
CUCUUAACUUUCACCUUUGCUAUCGUCAACUAUACAAAAAUAUUCUGGAGCAGUCAGGUUUUAGUAGUAACAAUUUGAUAUAUAGUAAAUAGGAGCAAAAGCUUUCCCUCAGUUUGACUUUCGCCAUUAUAAUAAAAGUUUAAUACUUUGUUAUUAUUUUUCUUCAACAUCUAGUGACAAAAUAGUGUUCUCUCUUUGCCGGAAAUCAAUCACCAUCACAGAAAAAUCUGCCAUUACAAUGAAUUGUUGUGUCAUCUGCAAUAAUAAAUCUUGAUGAAUAAUUUAACUAGGAAGUACAGUGCAAUAUUUUUCUUUCUCAGCACUCUCAAGAUGUAAUGACCAAGUGGAAAUCAUGUCGUUGACCAAUUGACACUUUUUCUUGUACUUCAUUAGCUAUAAGUGAAACGCUUAACACUUCUCGUCACAGUACAAUUCAUUGUAAAAUAAAUCCUAAGUGUUAAUUAGUUUUCUUUCACUACAGAUACAAUUUCUAGUGCUAUCGUUGAUUUUUACCAGUCAAAAUCCGUUUAGUUUAUACUAGACUGAGGUGAAAGACUGGAUUCGCGAGAAUGUGAUUGAAAAAAAGAAAUAAGACUCAAAGGAGUGUAAGGAAGGGAGCUCGACCUUUCUCUAGAGAUGUGGCUGGCCGACAUAACGUAUUUCUUACCCUUCCAGCUUGCCUGCAGGUGAGAAGAGAGAGAAUAUCAGAAGCUGAAGACUGACUAGCGUACCGUGAAUUCUCGGUUGAGAGCUCUUUUAUAUUUUCCCAACUGACAGUUGUGAGGUCAAUCCGUAUCAAACAAACACUCGUUAAGUUUCUGGUGUUUUUUUUCGAAGAAUCAAACUGCGAUUAUUUAUGCAGUCUUCUGGAAAAUAUUUGCUGUCGACAAACCUUUUAAAGUAUUGCUCAGCUUCGUAAAUCUGCAAUAGCCAUGGAUGAUAUAAAAAAUGAUCCAGUUGAACAGAAAUUUCGGAUGCUUCUGGAAGAAGGUGCAAAAAUACCAGCUGACGCAGACGAUCCAAUGAUAACAUUACCAGAAUAUUAUGACCCAAUAAAAUUUCGAACUGGUCAAGAUGUCUUCAGGAAUAAUUUUUUUACGAUGAUGGUAGCUAAAUUAUCAGGACUACUUAUUUUAUUAGCAGUACCUUCAGUCCUUGCAAUUUUAAAAUUCACCAAACAAAGUGGUACUCCUUGCACAGCUUUCCGAAGAUACGCAUCAACGAUACUUCACACGUGUAUUUGGUAUAAAAAUCCUGCAGAUGAAACCAGUGAAUUCUUCACAUCCUUGAAGAAUGUUCGAAGAAAGCAUUGUGUGGCCUCCAGACGCAGUUAUGAAGCUGGAAUAAGUCGAAUCUCUCAACUGGACAUGGCACUCACUCAAUUUGGAUUUAUUGGAUUUACUCUUUUAAGUGGAAAGAAAUUGGGAGUUGUUACCACAGAUGAAGAGCUUGAAGGUCUUCUUCAUUUUUGGAGAGUUAUAGGUCGAUUACUAGGAACCGAAGAAAAAUAUAAUCUUUGUAAUGGAAGUCUCAAUGAAUGUAGAGAUCUUUGCAGACGACUAUUAGAAGAUGUUUUGGUGCCUCAUCUUGCCAACAAAAGAAAAGAUUUCGAAGAAAUGAGUACUGUUCUUCUUGAAGGCUUAUGGCCUAUACAUCCAUUUAUAGGUAGAAAAGCUUUUAAACUUUUCACAUAUAAUUUGAUUUCGUCAACUGUGACUAAUAACAAUCAUAGUUUGGAAAUUGAUGAUAAGUCACUGCCUUUUGCAAGUCGAUUGCUAUUACAUUUCCACACUUUUAUUCAUGAUUAUUUAUUAAAUAUUUCUUAUUGGUGGUCAAGUAUUUUUAGAUAUCUUUUAAAUUGCUCUAUGGCUUUAAAUGUUUAUCUUACAGAGCAUUGUCCGUUUUUAGCUUAUUGGCUUUGGGGUAAAAAACAGUCAUUGUAUAAUAUUUACAAAUAUAAUUUUGAUGAGAAAAAGUCAUAAUUUAAAAAUAAAAGUAUUGAAUUAUUCUGAAAUAAUUGUUGAAUUCAGAAUUAGUGUGAUCUGUAGAUAUUUGUGAAAUUUUUUACUUUGUAUAUAAAAGCAACUAAAUUUAUUUUGUGAAAAUUAUAGGUAAGAAAAAAUUUGUAUGUUUAGGCAAUCUUGAGUGUACAUAAUAAUUUUAUUGUUGAAAUGAAUCGUACUUAAUUGAAGUAUAAAUAAUGACAAGCACUAGAAAAAUUGCAAUUAAUUUGAGAAAAUUGACUAAGGGCUCUUAUUUUCUUAAUAUUCCUUUAAAUUUAUUAUUAUCUAUUUUUAUGAUAUUAAAAUUAUUUAUUGUAUUAAAAUUUUACUCCAGAACGAACUGGAAAAUCUAUUUGAUUGUGAUAAAUUUUUUAAUAAAUCUAAAAA